Coccidioides immitis RS is the source of this 3087-nucleotide messenger RNA. RefSeq names its product glycogen [starch] synthase, variant. Gene Ontology annotation, molecular function: alpha-1,4-glucan glucosyltransferase (UDP-glucose donor) activity. Gene Ontology annotation, biological process: glycogen biosynthetic process. The coding region runs from base 379 to 2628 and encodes 749 amino acids. The record is from RefSeq and is a predicted model, not a curated record. NCBI's taxonomy places the organism in Eukaryota, Fungi, Ascomycota, Eurotiomycetes, Onygenales, Onygenaceae. The transcript has 5 exons. Gene Ontology annotation, cellular component: cytoplasm.
CUUGCUACUCCCACCUCAGUUGUUGAAUGCAUUCGUACCAGCACAGUUUGGCUCGGGCCAGACGUAUUCCCCGUAGGGUCCUCUAACGGCCAAACGAUGUCCAUAGCCUGCCAGGCUUUGCGUGUUCAAACGGGGCCUCGACUAGUGAUUUAGUGUGAGGUAACCCUGACCAUAGCCAUGUGUGACGACAAGUUAGACAUACUUCCAAGGACAAUAUAACCAGGUGGCUGUAUAAGUUGCUCCACCUUUGCUUCCAUCCCUUAUACUAUCUGUCUCCUCAGAGACUCGUAUUCUUUGCUUUCUUCUCCAGAUUCCACUUCUCUAGAGUCCCCUACUCUCUAUUUGCGGUCGUUGCGGCUGCCAACUGAAACCGACGUCAUGGCUGGAAAUCAAGGUGCACGUCAGCCGCCGGUGCUAAAACGCGAUGUCAAGAGCCACAUUCUCUUCGAGAUCUCGACUGAAGUUGCGAACAGAGUGGGUGGCAUUUACUCGGUCCUCAAGUCCAAAGCCCAAGUAACCACCGCUGAAUAUGGUGACCGAUAUACGUUGAUUGGGCCCUGGAAUAGAGCUUCGGCCGUUGUCGAAGUUGAGUCACUUACGCCCACCAAUCCGCACCUCGCUGGGGCGAUAGAUGCGAUGAAAGAAAGAGGCAUUGAUAUCGAAUAUGGAAGAUGGCUAAUUGAAGGCGCUCCACGAGUUAUUUUGAUUGACACCGGUGCCGGUUAUCAGUUCCUAGAUGAAUGGAAAGGCGAUCUCUGGAAUGCCGCCGGCAUUCCAUCUCCUCCAGGGGAUAGCGAAACCAACGAAGCCAUUGUUUUCGGAUACUUGGUCGCGUGGUUCCUAGGCGAGUAUAUAUGCAGAGAUAUGGAUCUUGCGGUAAUCGCUCACUUUCACGAGUGGCUUGCUGGCGUCGCUCUCCCCCUGACCAAGAAAAGGCGCAUGGAUCUAACGACAAUAUUCACCACGCAUGCCACCCUUCUCGGAAGAUACCUUUGCGCUGGCUCUGUUGACUUCUAUAAUAAUCUGCAAAUCUUUGAUGUCGACGAGGAGGCUGGAAAGCGUGGAAUAUACCACCGAUACUGCAUCGAACGGGCCGCGGCCCAUUCAGCAGAUGUCUUCACUACCGUUUCCCACAUUACUGCAUAUGAAAGCGAGCAUUUGCUCAAACGAAAGCCUGAUGGCGUAUUGCCAAACGGUCUAAACGUGAAGAAGUUUUCAGCCGUCCACGAAUUCCAGAAUCUCCAUUCGCAUUCUAAAGAGAAGAUCCAUGACUUUGUACGAGGUCAUUUCUAUGGCCAUAACGACUUUGACCUCGAAAACACACUCUACUUCUUCAUCGCUGGCCGCUAUGAGUAUAGAAACAAGGGGGUGGAUAUGUUUAUCGAAUCGCUGGCGCGUCUUAACCACCGUUUAAAGGAAACUGGAUCGACUACUACCAUCGUCGCAUUUAUCAUUAUGCCCGCUCAAACAUCGUCUCUUACUGUUGAGGCUCUAAAAGGUCAGGCGGUUGUUAAAUCACUACGAGAUACACUAGAAAUGGUGGAGAAGGGAAUCGGGAAGCGCCUGUUUGAGCGGUGUUUAAGCUGGCGUGAAGGUGACAACAUGCCAGACGAGAAGGAUCUCAUCACCGCUCAAGAUAAGGUCCUCAUCCGUCGCCGGCUCUUUGCUAUGAAGCGUCAUAGCUUGCCCCCAAUUGUGACCCAUAACAUGCUAAAUGACUCCGAGGACCCAAUUCUAAACCAGCUCCGUAGGGUGCAGCUGUUUAACUAUUCAACGGAUCGCGUGAAAAUAGUAUUUCACCCCGAGUUCCUGAACUCCUCGAAUCCAGUGCUUCCUUUGGACUAUGACGACUUUGUUCGUGGCACGAAUCUCGGAGUGUUCCCUUCGUACUACGAGCCCUGGGGGUAUACUCCGGCCGAGUGUACGGUAAUGGGCGUCCCAAGCAUCACUACCAAUCUCUCAGGUUUUGGGUGCUAUAUGGAGGAGCUUAUUGAAAAUUCCUCUGAUUAUGGAAUCUAUAUUGUGGAUCGCCGUUUAAAAGGUGUGGACGAUUCGGUUAAUCAGCUCACCCAGUACAUGUUUGAGUUUGCGAGUAAGAGCAGAAGACAGCGUAUCAACCAGAGAAACAGAACUGAGAGACUAAGCGAUCUACUGGACUGGAAGAGAAUGGGAUUGGAGUAUGUGAAGGCGAGGCAGCUGGCUCUGCGACGGGCAUACCCGAUGUCUUUCGACCCAGAAGAAGACUUCCGUGAUAUUAUCGGCGGAACAGAGCAAAAGAUAUCGCGCCCGCUCUCCAUCCCUGGAUCUCCGCGUGAUCGCUCGGGAAUGAUGACACCGGGUGAUUUUGCAUCACUGCAGGAAGGACGAGAAGGGCUGAGCACAGAUGAUUAUGUAUCUUGGAAGCUGCCGUAUGUCCAACCUCGUCAGCCUUCACCCCUUUUAUCCAUAUUCCAUUCAUGCGUUCGCUGUGUUGCAUGUGUAGAACUAGCUAAUACGGCUAUUGCGAUAAGUAGUGAUGAAGAGGAAGCCGAUGAGUACCCAUUUCCCAUUGCUCUUAGAACCAGAACAAAAGAAAAGGUCGAACCUCCCCAUUCUCCUGAUCGGGAUGUGGCUCCGAAUGGCAGCUAGCUGCGCCUAUCUUCUUCCUGUAGUGGACUACUUCUGCGUGGCUACUUGCUCAGAGCUGUCAAUUGGAAAGGGUGGCUUGUAUCUUUUGUUUGAUCAUGACAUGGCAUUACUAUUAGUGGUUUGUGAUUUCUAGCUUUGCUGUCUUAUGCCAUAGCUCUCAUCUUGUAGUCAUCAUUGCAGCCCUGUGUCGCGAUUGUUAUUGUAAGUGCCAGAUUCUAUCUUGUUCCUGCUUUUGCUUGGUGUACUCUAAAAUUAGUGACAAGGCUGGGGGUUGCUAUUCAGCAGAAAUACCACUUUGGUGACAUCACUGCAUUUGUAUUCUAUCAGGGUAUCUGUGGAAUAUUUGUCGACAUAAGGUACAACAUCUUAAGUCCAUUGUUCACGAUCAGACGAUGAGAAUAUCUUGGGGGCAAUACCCUACCUAUGGUGACCGAGGAAUAUAUACAUAAUUUCUCACUA